Molecule: messenger RNA, 2014 nt
Organism: Pararge aegeria (speckled wood butterfly)
Lineage: Eukaryota; Metazoa; Arthropoda; Insecta; Lepidoptera; Nymphalidae
Exons: 3
Coding region: 174-1622 (482 amino acids)
Source: RefSeq, a predicted model, not a curated record
UAUGAACUGUUGCAAAUUGAUUUUUGCAUUGGUCAAUACAGCAUGUCGAACGAUUUACUGAUGUACUUAGCUAACUAGAAUACGUUAUUAUUUUAAUAACAACAGUCCGAUCGUGAUCGUGAGUACACGUUUAAUACUGUUUUCAAACAUGUUAAGCUGAUUAAUUUAUCAUAAUGAAUCGGACAAUAGUGAUUUUGAAUCUUCUUGUCUCUUCAAUAUCUAUAGCAAGGUCUAUAGACGAACCAACAACAGCCUAUAUUGCAGAUGAUAAUGAUAAAAUUUAUGAUAUAACGCUGAGGAUCCCUGAUGAAACUGCAGAAGUUGUAGUCAAGAAUGAUGAUGUUUUAAACACUAGUGAACUGAGCAACAUGUUCAGCUUGGUAGAAAAUAAAUUUGCUAGAACCCGUUCUUUAAAAGAGGAGUCUGAUGAUGACAGAUUCAUAAAAGCGGAAUUAAAAAAAGAGAGUCGUGUUACCGUGAAAUCGGCCGAUAGCUUGGACAAACCGGAAGGAAAGGAAAGUGGUAAUACAGUUAAAGCAAAGAAUAUUGAAACUAAAGCUGCUAACAAAGAGGAAAGUAAAUCUGGAGAUAAAAGUGUACCUAUCUCUAAAACAGCAGUCGCUGAAACUAAAAAUAGCACAGAAGAAAGUAAACUAUUACAAACCAGUACUAGUGAGCUAAAUGAUGUGGAGAGUACAACUGAAAAUUUUCGGGGUGAAAGUAAAACUUCAGACUAUUUAGAAAAUGAUAAAAAUGAACAUAAUGAAAAAGUUAAUCCUGAUAAAGCGUAUGCAAGAAAAGGCUUUGAUAUGCCUAUAAAUGAUGAGUCAAACUCAGCUUGGGACUUACUUGAUGACUUACCUGCGUCGAGAAGAAUGCUUUCCCAACCUGAUUAUUUAGACAUAGAGUCCAAGGGAAGGAAUGGCGUCGAAAAAGUGGGACACAUUGAACCUGUCCAACACAUCGAAACAAAACAUGUUCCUGAAAUAAAUGUUGUUUCGCAAAGACACCAUAAUUCACAUGGUCAUACAUUAGGUCCCCCAUUAAACACUGUUAUAUCGAAUCCGGAAAUUCGACAAGCAACAGUUUCGAUUCCACGUAAUCAUCAACAUGUAUUACCUCAACGUCGCUUCAUCGUCCCAGGUUUUAUAAAAAUCCGACCAGCAGCGCCCAUUGAUUUCAGAAGAUUAAUAAAUCAGGAGAGAAAUAAUGUCUUAAGUCAAAAUGUACAAUACGAAAAAGAUUACAGAACAGAAAGAAAUAAUGUGAUUAAUCAAAAUCAAAACAUUGCCUAUGACUCUUAUGCUGGAUCUGAUAUGCCACUUGAAUCAAGAGAAGUCUUAGAAGACUACAAUUCUAAAGAACUUUCGAACGCAUAUCCGUUCACGCCUGCAGUUUCAGAAACACCGAAAUUGCUACAAACCACUACCGUUAAUAAAGUGAAUCCAUUGUUUGCAAAACUGGUAGAUGCUUCGGAACAUCCUAAACCAUUUACACCGAAUUUAAACACAGUAAAUGUACAAAAUAUUCCUCAUAAUAAUUAUAUGGCGCAUAAUUAUUAUCCUGUACCACAAAAAUAUGGUAUAUAUAAAUAUGUAACUGGCUUUGGACGUUCUCGUUAAUACAUCUUGAUAAAGCAUUCACUCUUAAUACCUUUGCCUUAAUUUCUCAUAGGUGAAAUCAAGAACUUAACAUUUGUCAUUAGUGCGCGUACGUAGUGAUAUAAUAAUUAAAAAUGCGCGUUGACUAUUUAAGACCUGAUAUGGAUCAAACGAUUUCAUAAUUUAACUCGACACUGUAUCCUUCUACACUAUGUUCUUUUAUAUGAUAUGUAAAUUGUUUUUUUUUUUGUAAGAAAAUAUCCAAGAACGUAUGUCCGUCCCAUCUAUUGGCUGCAAUUAUGUGCAUGUGGUGGAGAAUGGCUAGUUUUAUUUUUAUUGGUUGUUGUUCUUAUAAAAAAAACCACGGACAACAAAGAAGUAAACAAUGUUUUAUCAAUGUAUAGUAAAUUUUA